GCCGAUGCUGCAACCAGUUUCUUGAGAGCGGCAAGAUCCGGGAAUCUGGACAAAGCCUUGGAUCACCUCAGGAAUGGGGUAGAUAUUAACACCUGUAACCAGAAUGGGCUGAACGCCUUGCACCUGGCCUCCAAGGAGGGCCACGUGAAAAUGGUGGUGGAGCUGCUGCAUAAGGAGAUUGUUUUGGAGACAACGACUAAGAAGGGAAACACAGCCCUGCACAUUGCUGCCCUGGCUGGACAACAGGACGUGGUCCGGGAACUGGUGAACUACGGGGCCAAUGUCAAUGCGCAGUCACAGAAAGGCUUCACACCCCUCUACAUGGCAGCGCAGGAAAACCAUCUGGAAGUUGUCAAGUUCUUGCUGGAAAAUGGAGCCAACCAGAAUGUAGCCACAGAGGACGGCUUCACGCCACUAGCUGUGGCUCUGCAGCAAGGGCAUGAGAACGUGGUUGCCCACCUUAUCAACUAUGGGACAAAGGGUAAGGUCCGCCUGCCCGCCCUGCACAUUGCAGCCCGCAACGAUGACACUCGCACAGCUGCUGUGCUGCUGCAGAAUGACCCCAAUGCUGAUGUCCUCUCCAAGACUGGAUUUACCCCCUUGCACAUUGCAGCCCACUACGAGAACCUCAGCGUGGCCCAACUACUGCUGACCCGUGGAGCCAGUGUCAACUUCACACCCCAGAAUGGGAUCACUCCCCUGCACAUAGCCUCCCGCCGGGGCAACAUCAUCAUGGUACGGCUGCUGCUGGACCGCGGAGCCCAGAUAGAGACAAGGACCAAGGAUGAGCUGACCCCUCUCCACUGUGCAGCUCGCAAUGGACAUGUGCGAAUUGCAGAGAUCCUGCUGGACCACGGGGCUCCCAUUCAAGCCAAAACCAAGAACGGCUUGUCGCCGAUCCACAUGGCAGCGCAGGGUGACCACUUGGACUGCGUGCGCCUGCUCCUGCAAUACAGCGCCGAGAUUGACGACAUCACCCUGGACCACCUAACGCCGCUGCACGUUGCUGCGCAUUGCGGGCACCAUCGCGUAGCCAAGCUGCUGGUAGAGAAGGGGGCCAAGCCCAACUCCCGAGCCCUGAAUGGCUUUACACCCCUCCAUAUUGCCUGCAAGAAGAACCACAUCCGAGUGAUGGAGCUGCUGCUGAAGACGGGUGCCUCCAUCGAUGCUGUGACAGAGUCUGGCCUGACCCCUCUGCAUGUGGCUGCCUUCAUGGGGCACCUGCCCAUCGUCAAGACCCUUCUGCAACGUGGAGCCUCUCCUAAUGUGUCCAAUGUGAAAGUGGAGACCCCCCUACACAUGGCAGCCAGAGCUGGACACACGGAUGUGGCAAAAUACCUGCUGCAGAACAAAGCCAAAGCCAAUGCCAAGGCCAAGGAUGACCAGACUCCUCUGCACUGUGCUGCGCGCAUCGGCCACACCGGCAUGGUCAAACUCCUGCUGGAGAACAGCGCCAACCCCAACCUGGCCACAACAGCGGGGCACACGCCCCUGCACAUCACUGCCAGAGAGGGGCAUAUGGACACAGCCCUGGCGCUGCUGGAGAAGGGAGCCUCACAGACCUGCAUGACCAAGAAAGGAUUUACCCCUCUCCACGUUGCAGCCAAGUAUGGGAAGGUGGAUGUGGCAGAGCUGCUGCUGGCACGUGACGCUCACCCCAAUGCAGCAGGGAAGAACGGCCUGACCCCGCUGCACGUGGCUGUGCACCACAACAACCUGGACAUCGUCAAGCUGCUGCUUCCCAAGGGGAGCUCCCCACACAGCUCAGCCUGGAACGGGUACACCCCCCUGCACAUUGCUGCCAAGCAGAAUCAGAUGGAGGUGGCCGGCAGCUUGCUGCAGUACGGGGCUUCUGCAAACGCGGAGUCUGUGCAGGGAGUCACGCCUCUACACCUGGCUUCUCAGGAGGGGCAUGCGGAUAUGGUGGCACUGCUUUUCUCCAAACAAGCCAACGGCAACCUAGGCAACAAAAGUGGCCUGACUCCUCUCCAUCUUGUGGCCCAAGAGGGGCAUGUGCUGGUUGCUGAUGUUCUGGUGAAACAUGGAGUCACAGUGGACGCAACGACCAGGAUGGGCUAUACCCCGCUGCAUGUGGCCAGCCACUAUGGGAACAUCAAGCUGGUGAAGUUUUUGCUGCAGCACCAGGCUGAUGUCAAUGCCAAGACCAAGCUGGGCUACACCCCUCUGCACCAAGCAGCACAGCAGGGCCACACGGAUGUUGUGACGUUGCUGCUGAAGCAUGGUGCCUCUCCCAAUGAGAUCAGCACAAAUGGCACCACUCCCCUGGCCAUCGCAAAGCGACUCGGCUACAUUUCCGUCACAGACGUGCUCAAGAUUGUCACGGAGGAAACCGACAUCCCGUCAGUCAGUGACAAGCACCGUAUGAGCUUCCCGGAGACUGUAGACGAGAUUCUGGACGUGUCAGAGGAUGAAGAGGAGGAGCUGAUUGCACCAAAGUCCAGGACACCCGAUCCCAGGUACCAAGAGGGCAAGAGGGAGAUGCUGGAAUUUGUGACCUCAGCGACACUGGAGCAAACGGUGGAGUCUCCAGCUGUCCUACAGGUCCCCUGCAUCCCACCUGAGACUGUGGUGACAAGAGCAGAGGAGACUGAGCAGGUAGGACCUGCGGAGACAGAAGCUGAGCAAGUCAGCCUGCUGCAUGCACCUUCAGUGUCCCCGCAGGAGCCUUCCAAGGAGUUUGAUGAGGACUCCCUGAUCCCCAGCAGCCCCGCUACUGAGACCUCAGAUAACAUCAGCCCAGUUGCCAGCCCCGUGCACACAGGGUUCUUGGUGAGCUUCAUGGUGGAUGCCCGUGGUGGCUCCAUGCGGGGCAGCCGGCAUCAUGGACUGCGCGUGGUCAUCCCGCCCCGUGCCUGUGCUGCGCCGACCCGCAUCACCUGCCGCCUGGUGAAGCCCCAAAAGCUGCCUGCGCCCCCACCACUGGCUGAGGAGGAGGGUCUGGCCAGCCGGAUCAUCGCCCUGGGGCCCGCCGGAGCCCAGUUCCUCAGCCCCGUCAUUGUGGAGAUCCCACACUUUGCCUCAUACGGACGUGGAGACCGUGAGCUGGUGGUGUUGCGCAGCGAGAACGGCUCUAUCUGGAAGGAGCACCGCAACCGCUAUGAGGAGAGCUACAUGGACCAGCUGCUUAAUGGCAUGGAUGAGGAGCUGGAGAGCCUAGAGGAGCUGGAGAAGAAGAGGGUCUGCCGCAUCAUCACCACCGACUUCCCUCUCUACUUCGUGGUCAUGUCCCGGAUUUGCCAGGACUGCGAUAUGAUCGGACCCGAGGGAGGGUGUUUGAAAAGUACACUGGUGCCCAUGGUACAGGCCACCUUCCCAGACACAGCUGUCACCAAAAGAGUGAGGCUGGCCCUGCAGGCACAACCUGUGCCCGACGAGCUGGUGACUAAGCUGCUGGGGAACCAGGCGACCUUCAGCCCCAUCGUCACGGUGGAGCCGCGUCGGAGGAAGUUCCACCGCCCCAUCGGUCUCCGGAUCCCACUGCCGCCAUCCUGGAAGGACAAUCCCCGCGACAGUGGCGAGGGGGAUACCACCAGCCUGCGCCUGCUCUGCAGUGUGAUCGGAGGGACGGCCCAAUCCCAGUGGGAAGACAUAACAGGCACGACGAAGCUGGUCUAUGAAAACGAAUGUGCUAACUUUACCACCAAUGUGUCUGCCAGGUUCUGGCUGGCCGACUGCCCACGCACAGCCGAGGCCGUACAUUUUGCCACGAUGCUGUACAAGGAGCUGACGGCCGUGCCCUACAUGGCCAAAUUCGUGGUGUUUGCCAAGAUGAAUGAUGCACGGGAAGGCCGGCUGCGCUGCUACUGCAUGACUGAUGACAAGGUUGACAAGACUUUAGAGCAGCAUGAAAACUUCACGGAGGUGGCCCGCAGCAGGGACAUUGAGGUGGUAGAGGGGAUGCCUUUGCACGUCGAGCUCUCAGGGAACCUGGUGCCUGUCAAGAAGGCCACGCAGCCACGCACCUUCCUCUUCCAAUCCUUCCGGGAGAAUCGUCUCGCCAUCCCCAUCAAGGUUCGGGACAGCAGCCGGGAAGCCAGUGGCUCCCUGUCUUUCUUGCGCAAGGCCAUGAAAUACGAGGACCUCCAGCAUGUGCUCUGCCACCUGAACAUCAGCAUACCGCCCUGCACCAAGGGAAGCGGCAGUGAGGAGCGGAGGAGGACAUUGACACCGUUGUCUCUGCGGGAGCGAUACAGCAACCUAAGCGAGACCAGUUUCGGCUCUCUGAGCAGCACGGACAAGGCAGACCAGAAGAUGGUCGACAUAGCAGAACAGCUGGGCCUCAGCUGGGCUGAGCUGGCACGUGAGCUGCAGUUUGGGGUGGAUGACAUCAACAGGAUACGUGUGGAGAACCCCAACUCUCUGCUGGAGCAAAGCAUAGCCUUACUCAACCUCUGGGUCAGCCGUGAGGGCAAGAGUGUCAAGAUCGAGAGUCUGUACACGGCGCUGAGGAACAUCGACCGCAGCGAGAUUGUCAACAUGUUGGAGGGCUCCGGCCGGCAGAGCCGCAGCCUGAAGGGCAACUGGCGCUACACAGACAGAGAUUACUCCCUGUCACCAUCCCAGAUGAAUGGUUACGCUUCGCUGCAGGACGAGCUGCUGUCCCCCGCCUCCCUGCAUUACACGCUGCCAUCCCCACUGCGUGCCGACCAGUACUGGAAUGAGGUGGCCAUCAUGGAUGCUAUCCCAAUGGCUGCCACUGAGCAGGACUCCCUGAUGGAGAUGUCCGACAUGCAGGUGUGGUCCUCUGGGCUCACCCCCUCGCUGGUGACUGCUGAGGACUCCUCUCUGGAGUGCAGCAAGGCCGAGGACUCAGAUGCCACAAGUGAAGGCCGGUUCCUGGGGCAGCUUCUAACAGACGUGCAUGGCCCAGACCACAUGGGCUCUAUGGACCUGGUUGAGGAUGACACAGUGGACUCAGAUGCCAUGAAUGGCCUGAUUGACCUUCUAGAGCAGGAGGAGGGGCAGAGGCCAGAGGGAAAGAUGCCAGCCGGUGAUCGCCAGCCAGGGACCAGGGAGCAGGACCUGGAGAGUGAAGUCUCUUUUGUUUCAGUUCAGCAGAAGGUGCAAGCCAGGAUCACGGCAUCACCUACUGUUAGCCACGUCGUGGAGAAGAGCACAGACAGGUACUGCAGCCUGGGGUGA
Molecule: messenger RNA, 5163 nt
Organism: Cariama cristata (Red-legged seriema)
Lineage: Eukaryota; Metazoa; Chordata; Aves; Cariamiformes; Cariamidae
Gene: ANK1
Product: ankyrin 1, erythrocytic
Exons: 37
Biological process (GO): signal transduction
Molecular function (GO): protein binding
Source: RefSeq, a predicted model, not a curated record